CCUCCGUUGGCUGAUAUAAUCAAGACCAUACCCCAAGACAAGAGGGAAAAGGAUUUGUAAUGUAGUGGAGUCAAUACAGAGACUCUUGAGUAGCUGUUGUCUGGAUUGUUUGGCCAGACUAAGUAUAUGGAUAGAAAGCAGGAUCUCAAUAACUGGUGAUGUGGUCUGGUCCCGAAAUCGCAACUGCGCAGACUCAAGACCCAAGAUGUCAGUGCCAUAUCGGGACACUGGCGGCUUCAGUUCUCACCAAUGGAAAAGAGCGAAGGAUUAUUUCCUUGGCAAUUUCUGUCUCAUACUGUUAUGAGACACGACAUGCUUGAGCGCACAGAACAGGAAAAUGCUUAUGUGCUCUUGAAAAGAGGGGUUACCACAUCCUUCCUCCACACUAUUUACUUUCUGGUGAAGUGAAAGACUGUUAAAUCAACUUUAAGUAUCAUCAGUGGUCUUACAGAGGCAUUAGGUAGUCACAUGGAAAAAAGGAGAACUAAAACUCCUCUCCUUGACCUACUUUAUUUAAUUAGGACUUGAAUACACAGAUUACAUACAUAACAAUUAGAUUCUACAAGUUCAUACAAUCCAAGAAUGGGGAAUCCAAAUACUAGCAUCUGUAUCAUAAAUGACAACAUGGUGCCUUUUGCCACAUUUUACAUCCUUAUCUUCUUGAUUGGCAUGGCCACCAGCCUGGUGGCACUGUGGGCCUUCAUAACUAGCCAGAACGCUAAAAAGUGUAUCAAUGUUUACCUAAUCAAUCUUCUGACAUCUGACUUCCUCCUCAUGCUGGCCCUUCCCGUCAAGAUUGCAAAAGAUCUGGGCAAUGAGUCUCUGAGUUUGACCAUUUUUCACUGCCAAGUGAGUUCUCCACUCAUCUACAUCAACAUGUAUGCUUCCAUCAUCUUUCUAUCAUUUGUUAGUGUUCAGCGCUACCUCCAAAUUACUCGCAGCUCAAAAUUGCUCCGAUUGCAAGAGGUGGGCUUUGCGGUGCUAAUGUCAGCGGUGGUCUGGUUCCUUGUGCUCUUCGUUAAUGUGCCCAACAUGGCCAUUCCAAUCAAAGGUAACAUUACAAAAAAACAUGGCCUAACCUGCUCUGACAUAAAAGAGGAUUUGGGCAAGCACUGGCAUGCACUGUCGGUAUUUCUGGGUAUGGCUAUAUUCUUCAAUGCCUCUGCAGCUGUUCUUCUGUCCAAUGGCUUGAUAUUGAAGCAGCUUUGGUGUCGACGUGAAUCAGAUCCCGAGGACCAAGCAACUGCCCGUCAUGCCUUCAUAAACAUCGCAGUGGUGACCUUGGCUUACGUGGUAACAUUUGUGCCAUACCAUGCUGUGCGUAUGCCGUACACAUUUACGCAGAUAGAGGUGAUCUCUGAUUGCAGUUUGAAGAAGAGUCUGUUUCUGGCCAAAGAGUCUACCCUCCUCCUCUCCAUCUUGCAUCUAUGCUUUGAUCCACUGCUGUACUUUGUUAUCUGCCGUGCAUUCAGGCAUCAAGUCACAAAGGCCUUCUCAAACAGACACAGUGUUUCAAACUCUGACCCAGAGUAAAAAUAUCCUUUGGAAAAUUGAAAUAUUGGCAAUGUAAAAACAGAAAGAAAUUCAACCAAGUAUUUAGAAAUGUCUGGGGAAAAGGAGAGUGCAAAAAGAACUGUGGCCAAUAAUGGCACAAAACAUAAUUUAAAGCAGUCUGCGCAAUUAGCUCAUGCCAUCAAGCAUGACGAUAAAUACAGAUGUAAUUUUCAAAUCGAGUCAUUUAUUUUUGUAUAUUGAUUUUUAAAGAAGCUUUUUAGAAAAUCAUACUGUCACAUCAUAAAGAAGGUUUUAAAUGUCCCCAGUGAACGGCUUCAUUGAAAAACUUCAAAGAAAGAAAAUUAAAAAUGGGUGAAAACAGACCUAGCUGGGGGAGAUAAGGCAGUUUUCUUCUGGCUAUACAUCCACAGAAGACAGACUGUUUCACGUAAUUGUUGCCACAGUUAUUUGUCAUAUUUGUCUCAAGCACUUAAUAUGGGUGAAGCACCUUUUUGGUUCUACACCGUAAAAAAAAUUAAUAAAAUAAAAAAUUAUUUGUUGAGCAAACGUUAUCAUUUAACUGCAGUAAGUUUUUUGAGUUUUCUCAACAACUGUCUUAAAGGAAUAAUUCACCCAAAAAUGAAAAUUCUCUCAUUAUUUACUCACCCUCAUAACAUCCAAGAUGUGUAUGACUUUCUUUCAUCUGUUGAACACAAUGAAGAUUUUUUAAAUAAUAUUUCAGCUCUGUAGGUCCAUACAAUGCAAGUAAAUGGGUGCCAAUUUUUUUAAGCUCCAAGAUCCACAUAAGGGUAACAUAAAAGUACUCCAGACGACACCAGUGGUCAAAUAAAUGUCUUCUGAAGUGAUAUGAUAGGUGUGGGUGAGAAACAGAUCAAUAUUUAAGUCUUUUUUUUACCAUAAAUUCUCCUCCCUGUUCAGUCAAUCUCCACUUAAUUUUCACUUUCCAAUUCUUCUUCUUCUGUUUUUGGUGAUUCACAGAAUUAAUUAAUAUUGCCCCCUACUGGGUAGAGAGGAGAAUGUAUGAUACAAAUGACUUAAAUAGUGAUCUGAUUCUCACACACAUGUACCAUAUUGUGUCUGAACACAUGGAUUAAACCACUGGAGUCAUAUGGAUUACUUUUAUGCUCCUUUUUUGUGGGGUUUGAAGCUUCAUAAAUUUGGAAAACACUUCCAAUGUGAGGACCUGCAGAACUGAAAUAUUCUUAUAAAAAUCUUAAUUUGUGUUCUGCAGAAAAAAAGAAAGCCAUACACAUCUUGUAUGCCAGGAGUGUGAGUAAAUAAUAAGAGCAUUUUUAAGUUUUGGGUGAACUUUUCCUUUAAUAAUAGACCUCAGUAACAUUGCUUUGCUUAGUCAAUGUGAAUCUGUUUGUUCUGUAAAUGAAAAAAAUAUUUUAGGCAAUGUCUUGUUGUGUCUUGUUCCCCUCUGUCUAAACAGCAUGAAUAUAAUACAAUAAGAGUUAUCUAUGUGUAGUACAUGUCUUGUUUUAUGUAAGAAAUCUAUGUAGAUGUUGUUUGCCAUUGUUUAAACAAAAGGUUAUUAUUAUUAUUAUUUUGUACAACCCCAAUUCCCAAAAAGUUGGGACAGUAUGAAAAAUUACAAUAAAAAAGGAAUGAUUUGUAAAUUAUAUUCACCCUUUGCUAUAUUGAAAGCACUACAACUACACAUAUGAUGUUUUACCUUGUUAUUAUUAGUAUUCUUUUUUUAUUAUAUAGUAAUUUCAAAUCAGAUGAUUGCAACAGUCGAAUUUGGACAUUUUCACUUAGGGGUGUACUCACUUUCGUUGCCAGCGGUUUAGACAUUAAUGGAUGUGUGUUGAGUUAUUUUGAGGGACAGCAAAUUUACACUGUUAUACAAGCUGUACACUCACUACUUUACAUUGUAGCAAAGUGUAAUUUCUUCAGUGUUGUCACAUGA
Xyrauchen texanus (razorback sucker) is the source of this 3430-nucleotide messenger RNA. It is a transcript of the gene gpr171, whose product is annotated as G protein-coupled receptor 171. The coding region runs from base 583 to 1533 and encodes 316 amino acids. Gene Ontology annotation, cellular component: membrane. Gene Ontology annotation, biological process: G protein-coupled receptor signaling pathway. Lineage: Eukaryota; Metazoa; Chordata; Actinopteri; Cypriniformes; Catostomidae. The transcript is spliced from 3 exons. Gene Ontology annotation, molecular function: G protein-coupled purinergic nucleotide receptor activity. The record is from RefSeq and is a predicted model, not a curated record.